Molecule: messenger RNA, 1362 nt
Organism: Emiliania huxleyi CCMP1516
Lineage: Eukaryota; Haptophyta; Isochrysidales; Noelaerhabdaceae
Exons: 3
Coding region: 1-1362 (453 amino acids)
Cellular component (GO): extracellular region
Source: RefSeq, a predicted model, not a curated record
AUGUGGAGCACCGACCCGCAGGAAAUUGUCGGCUCGUCCUGUGAAUUCGCCAACAUCGCACAGGGCGGCACAGGCUCGCCAGCCGCUGCGAACCCCUACAUCGCAUCCGGACGCUACUGCGCCGUCGACGCGGAGCUCUACGGCGGUGCAGUGGCGUGCGGGCGCUGCUACAGGAUCACAUUCAACGGAGCAGAGACGACGGAGACCACUGGCUGCAACCGGCCUGGUGCGGCGGUCGUGAUGGUGGUCGAUUCGGGCUCAGCUGCGGAGUUCGAUUGCCACCUGCCCGUAUUCCGGGACAUAUCAGGUUGCGCGACGGGCGUGAUGGGCAUCCAAUUCGAGCAGGUCGCGUGUCAAGGGGCCGGCCCGCCGACGGCAACCAUCCUCGACGGUGGCAAUGCCUAUUUUGUCAAGGUCCUCUUCUCCGGGCUCGAACGUGGCGUCGACGCAGCCACCAUCACGGUCGGUGGCAACGCUCCUGUGAUGAUGAGCCGCAACGGUGGCCCCUUCCAGGCCUCCACCCAAGGGCUGACGGGCGUGCCUGUCGGCUUCACGCUCACGCUGGACGACGGCUCGACGCUAGAGCUCGCAAACUGCUUCGGAAAUUGGCCACAGACGACGGGCGCCUCGUGCGGCUUCACCGCAGCCCACAACGCUGUCCGGUGCCUCCAUCCGGGCACCCCCGACCUCGUCUGGGACGACUGCCUCGGCCGCUGCGCGCAGGACUGGGCGGACCACCUCGCGCUCACCGACUCGUUUGCUCACUCUCCGAGCGGGCGGUGCUCGGAGUGCAGCUUGGGCUACGUAGGCGAGAACCUUGGCUCGGGCCAGUUCAGCGUGGACGGUUUUAUGGACAUGUACUGGAACGAAGAAGUGCAUUGGAACUAUGCGACCAGCACCGGCACGGGUGGAGGCGCCACAGGGCACUUCACGCAAAUCGUUUGGAAGGCCACCACCAAGCUGGGCUGUGGCACCAAUUCGCGGAAAUGGGUCUGCGUAUACGCCACCGGCGGCAACUACAACAACGCGUACGCGACCAACGUUCUGGAAAGGGACGAGAGCCGCCGUGAGCUCUGUGACCCGUGCCACUUUGGCCACAGCAAGGGCAGCCAGGCAUGCACAGGGGUGAACGUAGAGUGGUAUCGUGAGCUGGGCAUCUGUGACCGGGUGAGCGAGACCUGCAUCUGCAAGAGCGGCAACGCCGGCACCGGCACCCAGAGCUGUGCUUCCGGUGGCGGCGGCACGGGAGGCUUCACCUCAUACACCGAAGAGCCUGCGUGCAACAGCGGGUGGCCCGCGGCAGCUCAUGGCAGCAACGGUGGCUUCAGCACAAACGGCGGCGGCUACAACGGUGGCGGCUGA